AUGACAGUGUAUUUAGCAAAAAGUGUUGAACAACUUAUGUUUGGAGAAAAAGGAGGAAAAAUCCCAGUAAAGCUGUUCACGGACAGCAGACCAACCACUGGAAAAUUCAUCAACAGCACGAUUGGUGUGUCCGUUGUCGAUGAAGAAGACGAGUGUGGUGUACCGUUGCAUGCCCCAUCCGAGGAUGCCUCGGCAAAUACGUCGGAACAAAGUAAAGAACAAAAAGAAGAAGAGAAGUGUGAUGAGUGGGAAAAGAAGAAGAGGAUGUCAGUUCGCCUGCCUGUUGCCAUAUUUGUUACCAGUUCCUGCGACUAUCGAUAUUUCAGGUAUUCACUUGACCUGACGUUGCUCAACUUCGAUGGUCGAGUCUUUGAAAAGGAAAACUUCCAACAAAAAUAUGCUCUUCAUACGACCGCAAAUGAGGCUCAUGAGCAGUGCAUCAAGAUCCCCUACUCACACCCUGCUAUUCACCUCCAUCAGUGUCCUUCCUCUCCAAUGUCUCUUCUUACCACCUAUCCAGCUCUUGCCAGGUCCUCCUCCUCCUCCUCCUCCUCCUCCUCCUCCUCCUCCUCCUCCUCCUCCUCCUCCUCCUCCUCCUCCUCCUAA
Molecule: messenger RNA, 606 nt
Organism: Macrobrachium nipponense
Lineage: Eukaryota; Metazoa; Arthropoda; Malacostraca; Decapoda; Palaemonidae
Product: protein AF-9-like
Exons: 6
Coding region: 1-606 (201 amino acids)
Source: RefSeq, a predicted model, not a curated record